Messenger RNA from Pecten maximus, 3997 nucleotides. Its product is annotated as gamma-aminobutyric acid type B receptor subunit 2-like. The coding region runs from base 29 to 2401 and encodes 790 amino acids. Gene Ontology annotation, biological process: gamma-aminobutyric acid signaling pathway; G protein-coupled receptor signaling pathway. The transcript has 17 exons. NCBI's taxonomy places the organism in Eukaryota, Metazoa, Mollusca, Bivalvia, Pectinida, Pectinidae. The record is from RefSeq and is a predicted model, not a curated record. Gene Ontology annotation, molecular function: G protein-coupled GABA receptor activity. Gene Ontology annotation, cellular component: membrane; G protein-coupled receptor heterodimeric complex.
GACAGAGCUUGUCGUGCAGGUGUACGAUAUGUAUCUAACCACUAUUUGUUGUCUCCUGCUCCUUGGAUGGACGACUGCAAACAAAUCUCCUCUGUACAUCGGUGCCCUUUUUAGGGCCGGCAGUACGUGGUAUGCUCCGUAUUCUUAUGCACUCAAACAAAUGUUUGAUCUGGCUUUUGAGGAAAUUUCUGACCGCACGGACAUCUUGCAGGACUACGAACUGAAACUGAUCGUGAAAGAAACCGAGGGUCUACCAGGACAAUCAGCACAGAAAAUGUUUGAACUAAUCAACGAACCACCAACCAAGAUUGCACUCUUGGGUCCCCUCUUCUCAGACGAGUUAGUGUUGGUAGGACAGAUAACCCCGUUCUACAAUUUACUACAGAUGAGCUUUGUAGCCGGUACGUCUACUGUGAAAGACCGACCACUUUACCCAUCUCUGUACAGUGUCGUGUUCAUACAAGACGACCUCAAUCAACUCCGUAUAAGAAUGAUGAAAUACUUUGGAUGGACUCGGGUGGCCACCAUUCUCUUCGACCAGGAUUAUUUUGGAUCGCAAAUAGACGAAUUCCAUUCACUACUACAGGCAGAUAAUUUCACUCUACUGACUUCUAGUGUCAUCAUAGACUUAAGCAGGACCAAGGAACAUAUUCAACGGUUAAAGCAAUACCAUGCCAGAGUUAUAUUCGGAGCCUUUAGAUCAUCUCAUGCACCGGCGAUAUUCUGCGAGGUGUACAAACAGGGAAUGUACGGUAAUAAGUACGUUUGGAUACUGUCGGGUACCUCGAUGUACACGUCUUGGUCAGGUUCGAGUCUGGAUGGUACUGGUACAGAAUGUACACGGGAACAGAUACUGGAGGCAGCUCAGGGCUAUAUCACACUCGACCAUGAAUCUAUGGGGGAGGCAGAUCAACGUACCAUAAGCGGCAGGAGUGUUGCCGAAUAUGACGACUUCAUCCGAAGUCACCUUGCGCAGUUCCCUACCUACAAGAUUUCCCGGAAGCACACAUUUGCGUAUGACACCGCCUGGGCGAUAGCGCUGGGUUUGAAUGCUUCCCUGUGUUGUCUGAAUGGAUCGAUACUAACUGACUUUAACUACAAUAACAGCGAAAUGUUAAACAUCAUUCAGGAAAAGAUGGACCAUGUACAUUUUCAGGGUGUUUCAGGACCUGUUUCGUUCAAUAACGGGAGACGUGUUGGAUUCUCGUACAUCCAAUCAAACAAAGAUUUUAUAAGGACAUCUGUUGCCAAAUAUGAUCCCGAAGAUGACUCUUUAAAUUGGACCAUUAAUCCUAAUUUACUGUUUCAAGGCGGAAAGGUUCCUAAAGAUGUAUUCACCAAUAUAACCAAAUACUUCACCAUUCCUUUUAGUGCCAUGGUUUCGAUGAUUAUUAUAGCCACCCUGGGAUUUUUAAUGGCUUUGGGUUUUCUCACGUUCAAUUUAUACUUCAGAGAAAAUAGAAACAUCAAAAUGUCCAGCCCCCGCAUAAACAACGUGAUAAUCGUUGGCGCUGUCAUCAUGUAUAUAUCCGUCUGUGUGUCCACCUACAGCUCCUACAGUCUACCAAACGUCGGGGACGCCACAUGUAUGGUAAAUACCUGGGUGUAUUCGAUAGGCUUCACAACAAUUUUUGGGGCCCUCUUUUCCAAGACCUGGAGAGUGCACGUACUCUUCAAGCAAUCGUCCAUCUCACGAAAGGUCAUCAAAGACUCUCAGCUGUUUGGCCAUGUUGGGGUACUACUACUACUUGACGUCAUCCUCUUGACGGCCUGGACAGCCAUCCAUCCGCUGAAAAUGGAACAGAUGCAGAUCACUAGAGAGGCCUCUGAUGAUGACGUGGUACUGUCCGAGGUAUUUAUGGAAUGUAACAACCAUUUCUUUGUAUACUGGGCGGCCGCCGAGUACUUAUACAAGGGUCUUCUUCUAGCCUUUGGCACCUUUCUGGCCUGGGAGACACGUGAUAUCCACGUGGCAGUCCUCAAUGAUUCCAUAUACAUCGGCUUCUGCGUGUACAACAUAGUAGUGGUGUGUGCCAUUGGAGUGCCCACAUAUCAUAUACUGACAGUGGAACAGUCCCUCAUCAAAUACGUCCUCCAUAACUGCUUGACGGUCUUCUGUACCUCUCUCGUCCUCUGUAUCCUCUUCAUACCAAAGAUUGCUCUGCGGAAUCAAACAGAAAACAUCAGAUUUGUGUCGACAUUAAAGAGAAAAUCUAAAUCAGAAGUCCCAACUAUUUCAGCCACCACUAAAAUGACGACACUACCACAUAGCACCACCACCACCAAUGAGAGAACACCAAUGAAGAAUGAAUCACACAAUUCAAAGAUAUUAAUGCUUGAAGUGAAAAGCAAGUCGGACGAAGCAAGUACAUCAUCUACAGGUCGAGUACUAUCUCUCUGAGAGGCAAAUGUCAGCGGAAGCUUACAAAACGUGUUUCGUGAAACUGGUCUUGCAUUAACAGAAUCUUAAAGCAAUGAUGUUAACAUGAAGAAAUGGCCACAGCUGAAAAGAAAUCAAGAUCUUGCGGAAUAUUUAUACCACAUAUGAGUUUUAUUUCAGAUGAGGUUGAUAUACGAGUAAAGUCUCCAACCCCGACAUCUGUGACAAAUAUAUCAUAAAAUGAUAACACAUUGAACAAUCUAUUUAUCAUUUUAUGGCGUCAAAUGUGACGUCAGCUGUCCCAAAUCAUAGUAUACUAAUGCUAUAUCGUCAUGCUUAAUUCAUUUAUAUUUGAUGUUAUUGAUAGAGUACAGAUUUCUACGUUUGGUAACUAUUUAAAAUUCAUUUGUUUGAGAAGUACAUUUGUUUGACAUAAAUUGAUACAUGUACUCGCAUACAGUACAUGCCCGUGCUUGUCUUUUCUAUUUUUAGUUGAUCUACUGGUGUGUUUUGAUUGAUCAAUAACGGUGGUAUUUCUGUUUGAAGUUCGAAUAAAAUAGAAUGCGGCAUAUACCAAGCUGUAAACAAGUUGGCGACGAUUUUAUCAGGUUUUAAUUGUAAUUAUCUUGACACCCUUUCUACAUUCCUUUAUCCCCUGAUAUCAAUGUUGAGUCCAGAAAGGACGAAACAGAUACAGCAUCUCUUGUUAAUAUCUAAGGGUAAUAUCAACUUGCAUUUUCGUAAAAUGAACUAUUAACUUGCGUUUUGUUAACCUUAUACAAUUAACUAUUAACUUGCGUUUUUGUAAAUAUUGUACAGUGUUUUUGUAACUUUUGUACACAUGUUUUGUAAAAAAAAUUAUUCUGUACUUUGUAUCGCUUUUUCUGUAUAUGUAUGAAUUGAAUUAAAGAUCAUAUUAAGAAAUAAAACAUGCAUGUUUGUAUUACAAGGUGAAGCAGGGACGCACUUCACACGGAUAUCCAAGUGUUGUCUGUAUAGUUUAGAAUACACCAAUUCCCCAUAGACCAAAUGACAUUCGAGAUGCUUAGAAGAAGGUAGAAUGUAAUAUCCAGGUCACGCUGAAUUCAAAAAUCCUUCAUUCAUAAUCUGCGAUGGUGCCAUAAAGUGAAAAAGGCUGGAAUUACACACAGAAACGACAUAAUGGUAGACAGGUCGAUAUUAAAGGUAACACACGUGAUAUGACAACGGUUAAAUGCUCGAAUACUGUAACACAACUUAUUUUCGCGUAUUUCUCGGUCGAUUAAGAUUCGCGAAAAUUAAUCGCCGAUAAAUGGUUUCUAUCCGAUAGUGUAGGCAUUUUGUGACUGUAAAUUGCAAAUCAAAUCUCUACGAAAAACUUGUUAGCCAUGAAAACGUGAAAUUAAUUCGCCGCGAAAAUAAGUUUUUUUUUACAGAAGUAUACAGCUAUCGCAGUAUACUGGAGUUAUCGAAGCAUAGUGUGAAUUAUGUAAUGUAUAUAUUUGAAGGCAACAGAUCGUUGUUGAAUUAUGUGCUGUGACAAUUUCGAGUAAUCAUGAAUAUUAUUGAUUCAUUAAUUCAAAUAUUUAUAAUAGUUUGAUUUUGGGAUUCAAAUAUCUAAAAAAAAAAAAAAAAAAA